GCCUUUGUGAAAAUCGCCCAGGCUGUCUCCUCUCGCCCGGACGUGAUCCCACCAGAGUACGUGGACGAGUUGUCACUCCUGCAGGACCGCAUAGCGCCCUUCCCCACGCGCACGGCACUAGACCUCAUCGAGGCGGAGCUGGGCGUGCCAGUCGACCUGCUCUUCGACCAGAUCUCGCCCUCCCCUGUUGCUGCUGCUUCGCUGGGACAGGUGUACGAGGCGAGGCUGAGGGCGGGGGGGCAGCGGGUGGCCGUGAAGGUGCAGCGCCCGGGAGUGCGGGCAGCCAUUGCGCUGGACAUCUUCAUUCUGCGCCUCUUUGCCGGCUGGUUAAGGCAGUACCGCAAGUUAAACACAGACCUUCAAGCAGUGGUGGACGAGUGGGCUACGAGCCUCUUCAGGGAGAUGGACUACGAGCAGGAGGCACAAAACGGAAUUAAAUUCGCCGAGCUGUUUGGGCGGAUAGACAGGGUGGUGGUGCCGCGCAUGUAUCCCGAGCUCACCACUCGCCGCGUGCUCAUCAUGGAGUGGAUCGAUGGCCAGCGCCUGGCAGACAGCAAGGACGUCAGCCUUGUGGAGGUGGGAGUGUACUGCUCGCUGUCACAGCUGCUGGACUAUGGGUUCUACCACGCCGACCCGCAUCCCGGCAACUUCCUCCUCACGCGCGACCAACGCCUCGCGUACCUGGACUUUGGCAUGAUGGGGCGCAUGGAUCGGGAUGUAAGAGAGGCGUUCAUCCGAGCAGCGGUGCAUCUGGUCAACCGCGAGUUUGACUUGCUCGCAGGGGACUUCGUCACUCUCGGCCUACUCCCACCGGGGCAGGAGAUGAGCGAGGUGUCGUUCGCCCUCACGGCCAUAUUCAAGGAUGCGGUCAGCUCCGGCGUGCGGAACAUCAGCUUCGGCAGCCUCGCCACUCAGCUCGGCCAAACCAUGUACAACUUCAAGUUCCGCCUGCCUGCUUAUUUCUCCCUCGUCGUUAGAAGUCUAUCAGUGCUGGAAGGGAUAGCCUUGAAACGAGAUCCUAACUACAAGGUGAUCGCCAGCUCGUACCCCUGGAUUGCCAAGAAGGUCCUCACAGACCCCUCGCCCCAGCUGCGCUCCACCGUCACCAACUUGCUAUUUAAGGACGGGCAGUUCAGAGUGUCCCGGCUGGAGAGUCUGCUUAAAGAGUCGUCCAAGCCCAUGUACGGCCCAGAUUCAGCCGCCAAGAGCCAAUCAACGGACGACACGUCCAAGGAGGGUCGCACGAAAACACUCAAGAGGAUCCUCAAGUUUGGGUUGAGUGAAGAGGGCCGGUUCAUUCGAGAGCUCCUAUUGGAUGAAGUGGCCAAGGGUCUAGACGCACUCAACAGGGUCACUCUCGACGAUUCCUCCGCCGCCCUUCUCUCGCGCCUGCCGCCCGCGCUCCGGCCGGCAUUUCCCGGCGCGUUACAGCUGGCGACAGAAGAGGACAAGGAGCACCUGGAGAAUCUCCGAAGACUGGCCACCAUUGUAGCCGACCUUGACCCUUCGGGCGGUCAGGGCGGCGGGGGCAGCGAGCCCACUGCAAUUCGCUGUUGCCAGCUCUCCCUCUCGACAUCCACCCACGGCUCUUGUCACCACUCUCGCUGCACAUUCCUCAUGCCACCCCUGCAUUCAGCCUACCAUGUGGCAUGGCAUCCCAGUCCCUCGUUCCCCCAUCCUUUCUUCUUGACUCUGAGUCACGUCACUUCUUCUCACAACCCUUUGCCUCUGCCCCUCUCCUGUGUCUGUCUCUCCCCUCCCCGCCCUGUCUCUACUCCUGCUUUGCUGUUUGGGCGGUGCCGUGGCAUACAGUUGCCGCUGCCAGCGCAGCAGACGGCACUGCUGCUGCCAGUGGAGCUGGCAGGGAGGGUGGCAUCGCGCACUGUAGCUCGCACCAUCCGCAGCAACGUGCGCGCCCCGACAAGACCUGCUUGA
This is a messenger RNA of Closterium sp. Naga37s-1, 1935 nucleotides long. The record is from the annotation of a GenBank genome assembly. NCBI's taxonomy places the organism in Eukaryota, Viridiplantae, Streptophyta, Zygnematophyceae, Desmidiales, Closteriaceae.